Molecule: messenger RNA, 1802 nt
Organism: Maniola jurtina (meadow brown)
Lineage: Eukaryota; Metazoa; Arthropoda; Insecta; Lepidoptera; Nymphalidae
Exons: 2
Coding region: 97-1749 (550 amino acids)
Source: RefSeq, a predicted model, not a curated record
AUCUGUGAUUUUGAUUUUGACAGAUUAACCCAAACCUGAAACCAAAAUAAAUAAUGCAUUGAAUAAUAAUGCAAAACAUGAAUUGAUCUGAAAACAAUGAAUGUAUCUUCAAUUAAAACAAUCAGCGCGGAUUCACCUAAAACUCCGGGAGGUAUAAGCAAGUCUUUACUAACCCCUUGUCGUAGAGUAGGGCUCUCCCGUAAAUGGAAGAAAAGUGGCGUCUCGCCCUUUAUAUCGCCUUUAGGCAGUUCUAGUAGCAAUAAAGAAGUUAAACUAGACAAUGAAAUUAGAAAGAGGAAGAAAGGUAAUGCAGAGGUGGAAGAAAAAGACUUAGGGGAGGAUUCAAGUGAAGGAAUUACUUCAGAAACUUGUGAUACCCCUAAAAUAAAAAUAGACCGAACACCUACACGUGCCUUAUUGCCUAGAAAGAAGUCUAAAACCGUUCUAACAACUCAGAAAUCUCAGGAAGUGAAAAAUGAACCUCAAAGUAUAUCAGAGUUAAGUGACAAAAAUAUUGUAACUAAUGAAGAGAAAUUGCUACACGAUUGUACCAAACAAGUAAGUAAUGAUCCUAAUUUAAAAAUUAAUGACGAAAAUAUGGAAAUAGAGCCUUUUGAACAAGUUACCAAAGUUACAAAACUGUCUAGAAAAAAUUCUAAAAGUAGCAAUAAAAUUAAAGUUUUGGAAUCUCCAGUGAAAAACAAAACAGAACCCAAUCUAAAUAAGCCACUAACUGUAAACUCUGAUAAUAAUGAAGAUUUAGAAAGAAAAAACAGUGCAAUAAUGCAAGAUAUAGAUAAUGUCAAAGUUGAUUUAAAAGAAAAGAGUCCAAAUAAUUUAACAAAAGAAUGCAUAGUUGUUAUACAGAAGAAAAUAUUUAAAACUGAUAAAAUUACUAGUAAUAAUAUACCCAAACAUAAUAAAAAGGAAAGUGUAACAAAUAAACCAGCAUCACAAUCUCUAUUUGACUCUGAUACAGAUGAUGUACCACUCUCUAAUUUAAAUAGACCUGAUAACAAACCAAAAACAGGAAAUAAUGAUGCUUUAGAACAAAUCACUCAAAUCAAAAAUGUUACCAACGUUCCCAUAGUAAAAAAUACUCCAAAACUAAAAGAAACUAAUGCCAUAGAUCAAAAUUCCCAGAAUAUAAUAGAUCUUACAAACAAAGAUUCAGAAGAUACUGAUUUUAUUGAAACAAAAAAAGUUAACAUUAAAAAACCAGAAAAACCAUCUAUAACUGGAACAAAAAAUAACACAAAAGAGAAACCCAAAACAGCUAAAUUACAAACAAAAUGCACCCCUAAACCUUCACCACAAAGUUCAAAUUGUGAUGAAGAUGAUGAUUUUGAUUACGACAGAAGCAAAACAAUACUUGUUAAAAAAACUUACGAUAAAGUAGGGAAACUAUCGAAAGCCAAAUCAACGGGAUCUAUAACACAGAAAGAUAUAGACGACAUAACGGCAAGGAUAGAAACUAAGAAAAACUUAUUGCUUGUUAAAGCAGUAACAACAGAUGAGACUAAGGAAUUGAGGGAAUUGAUAAAAAAAUGGCAAGUAGGUUGUCAGACAGCAUUAAUGGAAUUGCUUGACUUAAUGAGAAAGAAAUUACCGGAUCAGAAUAUGGGACAGUCCGAGUUGUUACAAAUGUUAAAAAUACCACCAGAUUUGGUCGGUUAUGACUCUGAUAGUGAUAAUUUUAAUACCCCUGACGAUGCUGCUAUUAUUCUGUCUGCUUUAAAACUUAAUUGAUUAGUUUGUUUCUAAUUUUAAUGUUAUUUAAUUAAUUUAUUUAAAUUAAUUCA